Messenger RNA from Anolis sagrei ordinatus, 2912 nucleotides. The record is from RefSeq and is a predicted model, not a curated record. Lineage: Eukaryota; Metazoa; Chordata; Lepidosauria; Squamata; Anolidae.
CCUUCCUUUCCUGCGCAUGCGCAGCUGGCCCCCAUCCUGGACAGAAACAGCAGAGGAGAGAGGAGAGUCUCCCCCCUUGGAAGCCUGAUCGGGACUUUCUGUUGCCGGCCGUCUUCCAUCCAGAGCCAUGUCCGCCCCACUUGCGCUGAAGCCCCCAUCUCCGCCCGGCCCGUAGUGAUGUGCGGGGCCUUCUCCUCCUUGUCUCUCCGUCCGCCAUGAGCCAGGAGCGGGUGACGCUGGAGCGCAACGCGGUGGCCUGGCUCUCGUGCGCGGGCCUCUCGGUGUUGGCCAAUACCUGGGGCAUCCUGAGCGUGACGGCCAAGCAGAAGAAGUGGAAGCCGCUGGAGUUCCUGCUGUGUGCGCUGGCCGGCACCCACGCCCUCAACGCGGCCGUCCCGGUGGCCAUGUACGCCGUGGUGCAGCUGCGCCGCCUGCGCUCAGGCUACCAGUGGAACGAGGGGCUCUGCAAGGUCUUCGUCUCCACCUUCUACACCCUCACCCUCGCCACCUGCUUCUCCGUCACCUCCCUCGCCUACCACCGCAUGUGGAUGGUGCGCUGGCCUGUCAACUACAGGCUGAGCAACGCCAAGAAGCAGGCCAUGCACACGGUGAUGGGCAUCUGGAUGGUGUCCUUCAUCCUGUCCACGCUGCCGGCGGUGGGCUGGCACGACACGGCGGAGCGCUUCUACGCCCUGGCCGAGUGCCGCUUCCUGGUGGCCGAGAUCGGCCUGGGCUUCGGGGUCUGCUUCCUGCUGCUGGUGGGGGGCGGCCUGGCCGUGGGGGCCGCCUGCGCCGCCCUGGCCCUGGCCCGCACCUGCGCCCUGCAGCGCUCGGGGCGGCCCAGCGGGGACGUGGUGCCCGCCAUCGUGGUGCAGGACGCCCAGGGCAAGCGCCGCUCCUCCCUCGAGGGCUCCGAGCCCCUCCGCACCUCCCUCCAGGUCACCUACCUGGUCGCCGGCAUCGUCUGCCUCUACGACUUCCUCAUGGGCUUCCCCGUCCUGGUGGUGAGCGUGGCCAGCCUGCGCUCGGACGUGUCUCACGAGUGGAUGGUGCUGUGCGUCCUGUGGUGCUCGGUGGCCCAGUCCCUCCUCCUCCCGCUCUUCCUCUGGGCCUGCGACCGCUACCGGGCCGACGUCCGGUCCGUCUGGGAGAAGUGCCUGGCCGUCAUGGCCAACGACGAGAGCGGAGAAGGCAGCAGCCUGGACGGGACCGUCCGCGCCGACCUCCUGUCCGAGCGUCCGUACGACUGCAGCUUCGCCGGGGACGCCUUGACCCUGGAGCACAUCGCCAAGUAUGACCUGUCUGCCCUGGAGAGGGGCCUCCCCCAGACCUACGGCCCCAAGCCCCCCACCGAGGACAGGAUGCAGUACCUGCAGGUCCCUCCAACGCGGCGCUUCUCCCACGACGACGAGACGGACGUCUGGACCACAGGCCAGAUCUCGGCGUACCUGCAGCGCUGGGGCGCGGCCGGGCCGGAGAUGAUGGCCGGCUUGGCGCAGCUGCUUCUCCCGUUGCCGUCGCAGGGUGUUGCCGACUUCCGCCGGGGUAGCUUGCUCUCCUUCCAGGAGGACGGGGGCCGUUCGCACCGCAAGCGGCACCGCCGGCGCUCGGCCGAGAGCACCCUCUCGUUGCGGCUUUUCGACUUCCCCGAGGAGGAGAGCUUCCCGGACGACGACAACGGCGGAAAGCCCCCAUUGCGGUCGGCCUCGGUCUCGCUGCUGGACGCCUUCCCGUUGACCUGCUUCGAGCGGGAGCCUCUCUCCGGACAGCACUGCCUCCGGGCGCCGGAACGGAUCCGGAUCGAGCUGUGCGAGGACGAACCCGGCGGCGGACCCGGCUCCGAUUCGGACGCUUUCCCGGCGGGGCUCGGACCCUCGCGGUGCCAAAACGGGAGCAAAGGCAGUACCAGCAGUUUCCUGAGCUCGCCGUCUUCCGGAUACGUGACGUUCCACUCCGAUUCGAGCGGCUCGGCUUCGUAACUCCGAAAACUUGGUUUCGUUCCGUUACGGGCGCCGGAGCACCAAAGAGAUUGUCCGCGAUGUGCUUCCAGUGUGAAAGGAAAUGUGCCUCUGAGCACGUGGUUGUUUUCAGGUUCGGGAUCUCGUCCCGGUUGCAUGCGUGCCUCUGUCGUCCUCGGAUGAUCUAGGGACGGAAUAGGGUGGGAUUGUGGUUUAUUAUAGGGAUGGUUUGGGGGUUAUUCGGGGUCAAUUUGCGCAUGUUUUGGCCCCGGUUCGUGUCUUCCUCCCGUUCUCAGCCAAAAAAAGGGGCCCUCUGAGCAUGCGCAGAAUCCCGUCCGACGUUUACUAUCAACCAAUACAAAACAAGGAACGUCUUUUGGAGUUCGUUCUGUGCCGUUCGCGCUCCCGUACUCCAAUUCCCAUCAUCCUUGUACUGCUACACCGUUUUCGGGGAGCACUGUCCCUUGGACUACAACGCCUAUCCUCCACUGCUAAGGCGCAACGCCCAUCCUUGUACCCAUACUCUGAUUCCCAUCAUCCUUGUACUGCUUCACCGUUUUCGGGGAGCACUGUCCCUUGGACUACAAUGCCUAUCAUCCACUGCUAAGGCGCAACGCCCAUCCCCGUACUCCGAUUCCCAUCAUCCUUGUACCGCAACGCCCAUCAUCCAGGACCAGGCCUGGCGGGUAGCAAUGGGCAGCCCCAUGGCAUUCGGAGCUGCAGAACCUGCACUGCAUGAGUCCCCCCGGACUACAACAACCAUCUUCCAUCACGAGGCCCAAACGGAUGGGAUUUGGAGUCUUUUUCUGAGCCCUUCGCACACCAAAGGACGUUCCGUUUUGCCCUAGGCAUCCUUUGUCGAUGCUUUGUCCUUGGAUUACAGUGCCCUGCAGGAGCCCUCGGACUACAACACCCAUCUUCCAUCGCAAGGCCCAAACGGAUGGGAUUUGGAGU